AUGGCUGUCGCCCUACCACAGUACAACUGGAUAAUCGCCAUCAUCUCAAUCGCUUUCUGCUUUUCAUCAUUCUUCAACGGCGCCAACGAUGUCGCCAACUCGUACGCCACCUCGAUCGCAGCGAGAUCGCUCACAAUGCCCGAGGUCGGCAUCCUCUCUAUCAUCACAGAGUUCGUGGGCGCCGUGGCCCUCGGCGGCCGUGUGAUUGGCACUAUUCGAAAUAACAUUAUUGACAUUAGUCGCUACGAAGAGCGCCCGGCUACGCUGUUGUUGGGCAUGGGCUGUGCUGAGGCCGCGUCGGCGACGUGGCUGUACCUUGCGACGAUGUGGGGAUGGCCUGUGUCUACUACGCAGACGAUUGUCGGUGCCCUGGUUGGCAUGGGAAUCGCGUCUAAUACUAGGAUUGCGUGGGGGUGGUCGAAGGGCAGUGUCUCGCAGAUUGCUGCGUCUUGGGGAGCGGGACCUGUUGUUGCGGGUGCGAUUUCGGCAGCUCUGUAUAGUACGCUCAAGUUCGGCAUUCUUGAGCGGGAGAGGUCGUUUGAGAGGGCUAUGGCGGUCAUUCCUUGGUAUCUGGCCUUCACCGCGGCGGUGCUCGCGCUGUUCAUCACGAUUGAAGCACCGGGUGUUGGCUCGCCUGAGGAACUGGGAGCUGGCCGUGCUUGUGGUAUUGUUUUUGGAGUCUUCCUCGGAGUACUCGUCAUUGGCUACGUUUUCUUCAAGCCGUAUUUUCAUCGUCGACUCGUGCUACAGGAUGCACGAUGCAGGGUCUACCAUCUCCCUCUUGGCCCGCUGCUGUACCGGAAGGAUCCUCCACUGUAUUUCCCAGGUAAUCCCGACGGCGAGGUCGUGAUAAACUACUACGCACACAACAGGACAUCCGAAACAGCAAACAGCAACAGGGCAUCUAGAGCCGAAAGCAGCACAGUAAAUGGCCUCAACAGCGUCAACAGCUACAACGCAGCCAACCCACGACAAGCAAACAAAGCAGGCGAAGCCGGCAUCAGCACACGCAAGCCUCCCCUCGAGCCAGAAGUCCGCUUCCUCGCAUCCACAGCCGACCUCCCACUCUACCGCCCAGCUCGACUAUGGGCCUACACAAAAUACCACCUCCUGCAAGGCGUCACGCGAGACUGCGUCAGCCACGCGGACAGCCACGUGCAAGCAGUGCACGCCCGCGCCAAACGCUACGACAACCGCGUCGAGCACCUCUGGACCUACGCCCAAGUCGCCUCGGCCAUGAUGAUGUCAAUCGCGCAUGGCUCCAACGACGUCGCCAACGCCGUUGCCCCCUGGGCCACGGCCUACGGCAUCUACCAGACCGGCCUCGUGUCCGAGGGCAGCAAGACGCCUACGUGGAUCCUCGUUGCGGCUGGCGCCCUGCUCGGCAUCGGGUUCUGGUUUCAGGGCUACCAUAUCAUUCGGGCCAUGGGCAAUAAGAUUACGCAGAUGAGUCCGACGAGGGGCUAUGCGAUGGAGCUGGGCACGGCGAUUACGGUUCUGAUUGCUAGUCGGAUGGGCUUGCCGGUUAGUACGACGCAGUGUCUUACUGGGGCGACGAUUGGGGUUGCGUUGAUGAAUCUGGAUGUCAAGGCGUUGAAUUGGAGGCAGAUUGGCUUUAUUGGUGUUGGGUGGGUGUUGACGCUUCCGAGUGCGGGAUUGUUGGCGGGUUUGGCGAUGGGGAUGGCGCUGAAUGCACCGCAUUUUUAG
Molecule: messenger RNA, 1707 nt
Organism: Pseudovirgaria hyperparasitica
Lineage: Eukaryota; Fungi; Ascomycota; Dothideomycetes; Acrospermales; Acrospermaceae
Product: sodium-dependent phosphate transporter 1-A
Exons: 2
Coding region: 1-1707 (568 amino acids)
Biological process (GO): phosphate ion transmembrane transport
Cellular component (GO): membrane
Source: RefSeq, a predicted model, not a curated record